CUUGUUUUUGAUAAUUCUAUAUUGGAAGCAAUGGGUGGAAGUUUGAUAAAUGAUGGUUGGGAGUCUAAUGAUGUUAGAACCGUUGUUUUAGUUGGACGUACUGGCAAUGGAAAAAGUGCAACAGGCAAUAGCAUUCUUGGAAGGAAGGCUUUCAAGUCAAUAAAAAAUCCUGCUGGAGUUACAAAGACUUGUGAACUGCAAAGAACUGUAAUGAGUAAUGGCCAAGUCAUCAAUGUUAUUGACACUCCUGGACUAUUUGAUUUUUCUGUUGCUCCAGACUUUAUUAGCAAGGAGAUCAUGAAUUGUAUUAAUCUAGCCAAAGAUGGAAUUCAUGCAAUUAUUGUUGUUUUCUCAGUCAGAAGUCGUUUCUCAAAAGAAGAAGAAGCUACAAUUCAUAGUUUGCAGUCUUUCUUUGGGAAGAAAUUAACUGACUACAUGAUUAUAGUUUUUACUGGUGGGGAUGAAUUUGAUGAAGAUGAGACAUUUGAAGAUUAUCUGAGUCGGGGCUUUCCUGAGAUUUUUCAGGAAAUUCUCCGCCUGUGUAAAAAUCGAGUUGUACUUUUUGAUAACAAGACAAAGUCUGAAACUAAGCAAGUUCGACAGGUCCGACAACUGCUCUCCCUUGUGAACAUGGUCAUUGCAGAAAAUGGUGGUCAGCCAUAUUCCGAUGCGUUCUUGGCUGAAGUGAAGGAAGGGGCUAGGAAGUUACGUGAAAAACAGGAGGUUGAGUCUUUAAAGGGAUACUCCAAAAAUGAAAUGUCGGAACUGAAGGAGCACAUACAUAAGUCAUAUGAGGAGCAACUCAAGCGAAUAACUGAGACAGUUGAGUCAAAGCUUAGGGAGACUACCAAGAGGCUUGAGCAACAAUUGGCAGAAGAGCAAGCAGCUAGACUGAAGGCAGAGCAGUUUGCACUAGCUACUCGAGCGAAAUCAAAUGAUGACAUUUGGAACCUGAGGGAGAGUUUGGAAAGAGCCAAGAGGGAGACUGACGAACUUCGCAGGCAAUCUGAAAGUGGCAGGUGUGCCAUUCUAUGAUUGGUUGCACAUUGCCUGUGUACUUGAACCAUGUACAUUUUCCAGGAGACAACACCCUAUCACUGAUUAAGAUGCAAUAUUCUCUAUAUGUACAUAUUAUAAUAUAUAUAUAUAUCAUUGUUCUACACCAACAUAUGAAAUGAAUACUGAAUCUAAUAUUUAUUUUUCUCAUAAGUUCACCACUGGAUGAGUAUGAUUUCUAAUAUUGGGAAGAGUUACCUCCUCCAUUGAUU
Telopea speciosissima is the source of this 1268-nucleotide messenger RNA. Its product is annotated as immune-associated nucleotide-binding protein 9-like. NCBI's taxonomy places the organism in Eukaryota, Viridiplantae, Streptophyta, Magnoliopsida, Proteales, Proteaceae. The record is from RefSeq and is a predicted model, not a curated record. The transcript is spliced from 6 exons. Bases 31 to 1035 code for a protein of 334 amino acids. Gene Ontology annotation, molecular function: GTP binding.